Molecule: messenger RNA, 1002 nt
Organism: Morchella importuna
Lineage: Eukaryota; Fungi; Ascomycota; Pezizomycetes; Pezizales; Morchellaceae
Exons: 3
Coding region: 1-1002 (333 amino acids)
Source: RefSeq, a predicted model, not a curated record
AUGUUAAAUUCAAACAUCACUUUCAACGUUGGUCAGAAACAUGAGCGAUAUGCUGAACUCUCUGAAAUUCCACAACCACCAGCACGACCUAUCCUCGCAACACGGCAUUCUUCUACUGUUUCAGCGACUUUAGGGAAUAGAAUUCAAAGACACCUCGAUGCUGGAAAACCCUUAUAUAUUGGUUUUGACCCCACAGAUCCUCCGAGGAAUAGUUCAAACAUACAGAGGACUUGUGAAGAAGGGGGAGUGGGAGGGCGGAAAUGUGAAAAAUCGAUUAAAAAAGAUAGAAAAUGGGUGCGGUUUCUUACAUUCGGAGCACCAUUGGAUAUCGCAGUCAAGUUUAUCCUGACGUUUGGAAUGAUGAUGGCUCUUGUGGCAGUUUUCUGGGCCACAAAUCGGGUGAUACAGAAUCGACGACUAGACAAGGAUUUUAACCUCGCACUUGUGGUUGGCCAGAUUAUUUGGGGUGUUUUCUUUGGAGCCUCGUGCCUCUUUGGGAUGGAAUUGAUGUGGGGUAAAUGGAGGAGAUCUCCUAGUGCAGCGCUUUUUUUCACGGUUUCGUGGGUUCUUGUUUCUAUCGUCCUCCUGAUUACCAGUGCCGUUUGGAUCUACUUCUACCUCACCUUCCGCGCUUCCUUGAUCGAAAGGUGUAUGGAACAAACAGUUCGAGUUACCGCAACCUGGGAUAAAGAUUCCCUACGCCGCAUGGCUCCCAAAGCGCAAAUUGAUGGUUGCCUCAGUAGAGUUGGGCCUAAGGUUAGCUGGACAUUGACUUGGGGAAUUCUGUAUGCGCUUUCAUCCUAUUCCGGAUUGAUACUGGUGAUUUGGGGAAUGGAUUACAGAAGACGGUUACUCGAGAUCAAGGAGUGCGAAGAAGCAAGAAAGCUUCCGAGAAAUGGCGAGAACGAUAAGGUGGGGUUAUUGUUAGGCACGGCUCCUCUAGGAAGUUUACCGGGUUCUAGAGCAUAUCCGCCCAGGACAAAUAAUGUUGAGCCCAGGUAA